AUGGCACAAGAAGAAGUGGUGAAUGUGAGGGUGGACCCUCUGGGAGACGAUGAUGCAGAGGAGCUAGCAGCGCGAUAUAGGACAGAGACACGAAUGGUGGGGGUGGGGGAACCGGUGGGACAAUCCCAGGCGGUGGCCCUGAUAUUGACUCCAAGGCCAAUAAGCCAGGUAGAGCCGGAUCAGUGGCACAUGAAGGCUGACAAAUCCACAAUUACUACGGCGGAUUUGGAGGCUAUCAGGGAAAAAUACCAGAUUCCGGCUGAGGCCAGAAAGGAGGGAAAGGCUCUGAAGAAGAAGAAGAAAAAGAAAAGGAGUGCCCCAGAGGGAGCUGCAGAUGAGUCUGGGGCCAAGAGGGCUAAGGUGGCCCCAACUGAGGUGGAGGCCCCUGUGGCCAAGGAUACCCCAGAGGUGGUGGGGGUCACCCCCACACUGGAGGCUGUGGAGACUGCCCCAACGAUUCAAGAGUUGGAGGAGGAGCGCGUCAAAGCAGAGGAGGAGAAUGGGAGGUUGGUGAGGGAGUUGGAAACAGAGAAGGCGAAGGCGAUGGCAAAGAUGGAGAGUCUGAGGAAGGGAGUGGAAGAGGAAAGGGCGACGGCGGUUGCUGAAAGGGGGGCCCUGCAGAGAGAGCUGGGCGAGGAGAGGGCGAAGGCGGCUUCUGAGAGGGCGGCCUACCCCGAUCUGUGCGUCGCAGCAGUGGAGCAAUAUAAAGGGUCGUCCGAGUUUCAGAUGGCGGUAGAUGCCGCAGUCGCCAGGAGUCUGGCUGGUCAAGAGUCUGGGGGGUCUGGCUGGGGAAAGGACUUAAGCAGUUUUGAGCCACGACCGCCCCCAGUAGAUCCUGUAAAAGAACAAGCCAGAAAGGAGGGGGAAGCUCUGAAGAAGAAGAAGAAAAAGAAGAGGAGUGCCCCAGAGGGAGCUGCAGAUGAGUUUGGGGCCAAGAGGGCUAAGGUGGCCCCAACUGAGGUGGAGGCCCCCGUGGCCAAGGAUACCCCAGAGGUGGUGGGGGUCACCCCCGCACUGGAGGCUGUAGAGACUGCCCCAACGGUGCAAGUAGGAGUUGGGAUGACUGAGGCUGAGCCGAGCGGGAGGGAGUAG
Molecule: messenger RNA, 1092 nt
Organism: Camellia sinensis
Lineage: Eukaryota; Viridiplantae; Streptophyta; Magnoliopsida; Ericales; Theaceae
Source: RefSeq, a predicted model, not a curated record